UUGUGUCGGAGGCGCGCGAUAUAAAGCGCAAAGCUCCCUUGUGUCGCCUCCACAGCGGAGCUUUCAACAUCACCAGCAGCCGGACAAUCAGAAGCUGACCCUGCACCCGACCAUGACCACCGCACUCUUUUUCAGGCCUGGACUAACUCUUAAGUAACUGUUUGAAUCGCGACCCCUUAAUCUUUAAAACACUCCGCCAGCCUCUCUUUUUUUUUAGUUGCAUCCGUCCUUGCCUCCUUCUAUCCCUUUUCAAAUCACAGCCCGCGGUCAUGGGUUGCGCCGUGUCCUUUUUACCCCGAUUACUUAAGGACUUGACCGUGCAGUGAGGUAGACGCCGGGUGGAUUUAUGGUCCGAAGAGUUGCAAAGAGCAUCCGAAGGAAAUUUGUGGAACUUUGAGCAGCUUGGAGGAUGCAGGGGACGUGUCGGUGCGCCGUGUUCCUCCUCACGCCUGUACUUUACCUGAUUACAAAUGUCCACUCCUCAAAUUCAGAGAUCGUAAAGUCCGGGAGCCCCAAAUCACCUCUCAAGAAUUUAUGGACAGAAAGCAGGAAGGACAUGUCCAUAAGUAGGCUGUUGUUACAGACUCUACAUGGCAAAGAGAACAACACUGCACUGGACCUUCGUUACGAUACCCCAGAGCCCUAUUCAGAACAGGAUCUGUGGGAAUGGUUGAGGAACUCCACCGACCUGCAAGACUCACGGCCCCGGGCUAAACGGCGGCCCAUGGUCAAGACCGGGAAAUUUAAAAAGAUGUUCGGAUGGGGGGACUUCCACUCCAACAUAAAGACAGUCAAACUCAACCUGCUGAUCACCGGUAAGAUUGUGGAUCACGGCAACGGCACGUUUAGUGUCUACUUCCGCCACAACUCCACAGGUCAGGGCAACGUAUCUGUUAGUUUGGUCCCUCCGACUAAGAUAGUGGAGUUCGACGUGGCAGCCCAGCAGUCCGUCAUAGACGCCAAGGACUCCAAGUCCUUCAAUUGCCGCAUCGAGUACGAGAAGGUGGAGAAGGGCGCCAAGAACACGCUCUGCAACUUUGACCCAUCCAAGACGUGUUACCAGGAGCAAACCCAGAGCCAUGUCUCCUGGCUGUGCUCAAAACCUUUUAAAGUCAUUUGCAUCUUCAUUUCCUUCUAUAGCACCGAUUACAAAUUGGUGCAGAAAGUGUGUCCGGACUACAACUACCACAGUGACACUCCUUAUUUUCCAUCUGGCUGAUCUUUUCAUACAAACCGAUGCAAUAUCUUUGACGAGUGAGACGCAGGCCAGGGCUUCGACCCCACCGCUGAGGAAUGCGUAUCCUCUGGAACAUCUGUUUUAUUGCCAUUGGAAUAUGUAGAUAUCAGGGUUUGAUUGAUUGAUUGACCGAUUGAUUCAUUAGACACCAAACAAGCCACAAAGUAGGUAUAUUUGUAUUAUCCAAGAGAUCUAAUAUACGAUACGGUACAAUCUUUUGGAGCAUUGUCAAAUGAUAUUUUUGCUCUGAUUUCAACUUUUUCUCAGACUCGCAACUUUGUUGUUAACAUAUCCAUCGAUCUAUUCUUGAACUAAAGACGGAUGAAAGACAACUUAUUUAGAAAAUAUAACUGUUUAUUAUUAUUAUUAGUCCUCACAAUGCAGUUAAACAUGCUGUGAAGAAUGUAACAUGACUUCAAUGUUUUAUGUGAGGUCUGUGUAGGACUAAAAUGGGUUUGAGCAGAUGCCCCCCCCCAGCCCCCACCCGGCUGAGCUUUAGUGGUAGCACUGAUGAUAACGUGACGAUUUGACUCUGCAACACGGCCGCUCCUCAGCUGUCGAACCAAAUGCUGCUACUCGUCCAAACAGAUUCCCAGCCGACUGCUAACCUGAUGACCUGACUGCAAAAUGAUCAGCGGGUAGUUUGGGGGACUCACUCAUAAUCAACUAAUAUACAUCAGUUAUAGAAAUGUAAUGUCUUGAAUUCAAUAUCUGAUGACCUAAUUUGUAUGAAUGGUUUGUAUUGUAAAUAGUCAAUUCUCCCGCUGCUUCUGUACAGUAUAUGCAUCCCGUGAGCCGUCCGUGUUAUUCCGUUCUUGCUUAGUCGACUAGUCCACCCAUAUGAUGCUUGUUCUUGGUUCCUCUAUCAAAGAAAAUAAUGUGGAUGCCCUAGAUGUGAUUUUACUGGAAACGGCAAGCCUGUACAGAAACCCACGACUCAAAACAGGGUGUCCAAAGAACCAGCCCCCCACCCCUCCCCCAAGAUUACAUUGUUAUAUGUGAACUACUUCAAAUAGAGAAAUCAUAAUAUCUUAGCUUUAUGUUGGGCCUUCCUUCUUUGCGGGUACAUAUCGAGUGAGGAUUUCCGAACUCCAAUUGUAACCUCAGGGGCGUACAAUGAGUUUCUGUAAUGCUACCAUAUACCAUAAGAGACUAUAUGACGUCAUACGGCUCUAGCUACGAAGCAUAAAAGAAUAUGAACGUACCGUUACAUGUUAAAUCCGACGGAAAUUGGGGGUAGCUUUUCUGGACACCCUGUAUGAGACAAGUAUUCAUUAUAAUUGUCUUUGAUGGCAGAGACGGUUGGAGAUGUACAUUUGAAUAAAAAUAGAGGAAAUUAAAUUUUUGACUGA
This is a messenger RNA of Hippocampus zosterae (dwarf seahorse), 2589 nucleotides long. It is a transcript of the gene nxph1, whose product is annotated as neurexophilin 1. The record is from RefSeq and is a predicted model, not a curated record. Bases 410 to 1219 code for a protein of 269 amino acids. Lineage: Eukaryota; Metazoa; Chordata; Actinopteri; Syngnathiformes; Syngnathidae. Gene Ontology annotation, molecular function: signaling receptor binding. The transcript is spliced from 2 exons.